Betta splendens (Siamese fighting fish) is the source of this 3382-nucleotide messenger RNA. Its product is annotated as toll-like receptor 2. Gene Ontology annotation, cellular component: membrane. The record is from RefSeq and is a predicted model, not a curated record. NCBI's taxonomy places the organism in Eukaryota, Metazoa, Chordata, Actinopteri, Anabantiformes, Osphronemidae. Gene Ontology annotation, molecular function: triacyl lipopeptide binding; protein binding; transmembrane signaling receptor activity. Gene Ontology annotation, biological process: toll-like receptor signaling pathway; immune response; inflammatory response.
CUUCCACUUCCUGUGCAGUGAUGUCAAAGGAUUUGAAUCUUGCAGGUGUUUUCAACCUCAUGUUCUACAUUCUGUUUAGCUCUGUCUGCUCUCAAUUCAACUGUGAAACCCAACAAUCCAGCAACCUUCCUGUUGCUUGAGUUUUCAGCUUCGUCAGGAAACUCUAAACCGUUACUAUUUGACAACUUCCCUGUGUGACAGAACAAACAGUAUGAGACCCCAGACAAAAAUUUGCAAACAAAAUGAUGCAUAAACCAUCUAAAUUCGUGAACACACAUUUCUCCCAUUCUUCUGCUGAACGAGGUGUUUUAGCUGCUUGCACAACUGCCUCAUUAAGGUAUUUCACCUUUUUUCAGCUUUGUCUUUCACUGUUUUAUGUAACAUGAAAUUAAAGCAAAUGCACCGAUACUUUUAUAAUAUUGACUCAUGUUUUGUUGAUUUUAUGUCAUAAUCAAAUUUUGAGCCACCAUUUUAACUGCAGUUAACUGAGGUUCAUCUGUUUCUGUGCAGUCAGAUGGACAAGAAUUAUAAAUACAAUUUUCACUUGUUACCACCUGUCAGUUCAGCUCGAGGAUUUUGGUAUUCUUAUCUAAAACAUAUAGACAAAACUUUAAAUUAGCCUCUGUUUUAAGACAUUUCAACAUGAUUAUUACAUAUUGUGUGUGAAUAUUGGCUGUUUUAUUUUAUUUUAGAAAAGGCCGGAUUGUUGACUUUCAUGUUUGUUUUUCAGAUGACAAACCAACCGUUUGUCACGUCUGUCCUUCUGCUGCUGCUGCAUUUGAGCGUCUCAGGUUCCAGACCACAGUGUUUCGUGUGUGAUGAGACGUUUUGUAACUGCUCGGGACACAACCUGAAGGUCGUCCCUGCCGCCCCUUCAAGCGUCACCGUCCUGGACAUCUCAUUCAACAGCCUGCAGAUCUUAGAGGAUGACGAUUUUGUUACCUUUGGUGCUUUAAAGUCGUUGCUCAUGAGUAACAGCAGAAUUGAAAUGACCCAAGACCUGGCGUUUGUCCCGUUGUCUAACCUGGAGAGCCUGGACCUGUCCAUGAACCAGCUGCGUACAUUGUCCCCCGCAUGGUUUACGAACCUUGUUUCCCUUCGGUGCUUAAAUCUUCUGGGGAACGAAUAUGAAACGCUAGGACAAAGCGAACUGUUCCAGCCACUGAAGGAAUUAAGAAGCUUAUAUUUUGGAGGACAUCACCUUCAGUCUGUUGGAACAACAGUCUUUUCAGGGCUUAACGGUCUUGAGGAUUUCUUUUUUGAUGGGACGAACCUUUCAGACUAUGGAGAAGGCAGUUUUAGACAAAUUGGGCCAAUUAGCCGUGUGACUCUUGGUUUGAACAGCCUGUUCGACCGCAACCAGGCGCUUGUAGAGGUCAUACUGUCUGACGUUGUGCAUCCAAACACAACGCUGACGCUCAUUGAAACGCAGAUCACCACAAUUCAUCAGAUGUUCCUGCUCAAAGUGGCUGUCAGUCAAAUCACUGCUGGUCUUAUUUUGAAAGAUGUCACCAUGACCCAUGCCUGCAACGCGCUGCUUCUUCUGCUGUCAGGCUCUCGCGUGUCUCUGCUGGCACUUGAAGAGGUCACGUUCAUUCACCGUCUGAGCAGAGUUUGGUAUGUUCCUAAUAUGAACCUGACGGAGGUGGUUCUCAGAAGCAUCAAGGUUCCUAAGUUCUACUCAUUUCCAGCCCUCGUGUUCAUGGAGCCCAUGAUGAAGGCUGUGAAGAGGGUGUCGUUGAUCAACUCCAUGUUUUUCGCCGUCCCCUGCGCCGCCGCCACGAUGUUCUCAAAGCUGGAGUUUCUGGAUCUCAGCGACAACAUUUUCAGCGAUCUCGCCCUCAGACAAAUGAUGUGCGACGGCAGCGGCGCCCUGCGGCGUCUGCAGACGCUCAACGUGAGCCGAAACCUCCUGCUGACCAUCAACAGCCAGCUCUUCUCCAAACUGGUGGCGCUGGAAACCAUCGACAUGAGCGCAAACGCCUUUCAGCGCAUGCGCGACGCGUGUCUCUGGCCACCGAGCCUGCGAUUUUUGAACCUGUCAUCGACGCAUUUAACAAAGGUGACGUCGUGUCUGCCGGGAAGUUUGCGCCUCCUGGAUUAGUCCAACAAUGACUUGACCGUGUUCGACAUUGAACUACCUCUCCUCACUGACUUGUACGUCUCUCACAACAAGAUCAGCAGUUUGCCUGAUGGAACCUUAUACCCUCGACUCACAUCUCUUCUGAUCCAAAACAACAACAUACAUACGUUUGGCAGCAACAAUCUCAAUGCUUAUCUGAGCCUCAGGAGCCUGAAGGCAGCUUCUAACACCUAUGUCUGCUCCUGUGACUUUGUAGCGUUCAUGACGCGCGACGUGAACACUCAUGGAGUCAGAAUUGGAGACGAGUUGGGCUCGUACGCCUGUGACUCCCCCUACAUCAUGCAGGGCCGGAGCGCAGCGGACGUGAGGCUGCCGCUGUUUGAGUGUCACAUGGCUUCGGCCUGCGCGCUGCUCUGCUCGGCCGUCCUGGCCGCGAGUCUCUCCUCGAGCGUUCUGUGGUACAUGAGGAUGACCUGGGCCUGGGUGAGAGCCCAGAGGAAGCCCCGGUUCGCGAGGCCGCAGCUCCGGUACGACGUCUUCGUGUCCUACAGCGAGAUGGACUCGGCUUGGGUGGAAGCGCACCUGAUCCCGGAGCUGGAGCAGUCCGAGCCGCGCCUCCGCCUCUGCCUCCACAGGAGAGAUUUUGUCCCCGGGGGGUGGAUACUGGACAACAUCAUGGGCGCCAUCGAGGAGAGUCAUAAAACGCUCUUCGUGCUUUCUCAGCAUUUUGUCAGGAGUGAGUGGUGCAAGUACGAGCCGGACUACACCCACUUCAGACUGUUCGACCACAACGACGAUGCAGUCGUGUUGAUUCUUUUGGAGCCUAUUGACAAGAACGCGAUACCCAAAAAGUUCUGCAAACUGCGGAGAGUCAUGAACUCCAGAACUUACCUGGAGUGGCCUGAUGACGACGGCCUGAUGCCCAGGUUCUGGCAAAGCUUGAGGGAAGCUAUUAAUGCACCCUUGGCUGAUAAUGUCUCCUUAAAUGGAUUCAAUACAGACUAAUAUGUCUGUCUGUGGUAACGUUAACAUCAUUUUUUGUAAAAUAAAUAAGCAUGUUAAGAUUAUUACUUUAGAUGCAGGGUGACAGGACCGAGGGAGGUAUUGAUGUACUAUUCAGAUGUGUCAAUAUGCAUGACUAAAUACAGUAAAGACACAGUUUGCUGAUGUGGUAAUAGGGCGGUGAUGCUUUAAGAGAGAAUAGCUGAGUUGACCAGUAAAAAUCAUUUAAUAGUGUUUCUAUAUAAAUCUACAACUAACCUGCUACGACUAUUUCUCUUAAAGUCACUGAAUCUGCAG